GCGACCUCCAUUAAGUGGUCGAAAAGGAAUUGCUAGCAUUUCUCGCUGUUUUUUCAAAAACCCGCCCAAAAAAUUCCAAUUUUCACUCCAUUUCUUCCAUGGAAUUCUCCGCUUGCCCGUUUUGUAAUCUAACAGUUUCGUUUGUGGAACUCGAGAGACACGCUAAUGAUCACUUGGACGAUGAAGAAUAUGCCCGAGACCUCCAAUUAGCGCGACAAAUAUCUGUGGCUCAUCUAUUUGUUGACAAUUCCAUGGAACGUAUAGAUAGUUCAUGGGACAAUCCCAAGAGCAGUUUUUUAAGGUACGAUGCCAAGGGAACUACCAGUGGAAGGAUAGAUACUGAUGAAAAAUUUUGUUACUUAGUAGAGACACAGAUCAAGGAGAGCUUUUGCCAAGUUGAAGACGGCUUGAUGGCUUUGUUAGCAAAUUGUUUGGAAUCAGACUCAAAGAACGCAGUGAGUAUAUUGUCUGGGUACAUCGAUCACUUUCAGAGUGUUGAAUCAGAGGAUGUUGGGUGGGGAUGUGGGUGGCGUAAUAUCCAGAUGCUUAGUUCUCAUCUGCUUAAACAGAGACAAGAAGCAAGGGAGGUUCUGUAUGGUGGUUCUGGGUUUGUACCCGAUAUUGCUUCCUUACAAAGAUGGCUUGAAAUUGCUUGGGAAAGAGGUUUUGAUACACAUGGCUCAAAUGACUUCGAUCAGAAAAUUUAUGGAAAAAGAAAUUGGAUUGGAACCACAGAGUGUGCUGCACUUUUCCGCUCAUUUGGUCUUCGUGCCAGGAUAGUAGAUUUUUGUAGCAAGGAUAUAAUCUUAGAUAAAACUGCAGGGAAAAUGAAGGCUAUGCAAGUUUAUGGACCAAUGGAUAAAUUUCUGUUGAAGGGCGAUUCCAAAAUUCUUGAUGCAGCUUCGUCUAGUAAUGGGAGUCGUACACAUUUUAGCAUUCCCUUUGGCAAUAUAAAGGGUGAUCAGGUUCUUAUUGACUGGGUCUGGAAUUACUUCUCUGACAACAAUCCCAUCCAAUAUGGCAAUCAGCGUGUUGUCUUUAGUGGGAAACCGCCGUUGUACUUUCAACACGAUGGCCAUUCAAGAACCAUAAUUGGCAUCCAGGUUCAGCACCAGAUAAAUGGCACGCAGCACUACAAUUUAUUAAUUAAAGAACUUGAUGCAAAUGAAUUUCCUGGUGGAAUUCCUGGUCUUAAAGGUCUUGGUCUUGUCAUCUUAUAUUUAUUGGGUUUGAAUAUUAAUAUAACUCUCCAUCCUAUCAUACUUCCAUCUGUUUCUAUAAUUAAAUAUUCUAAAUCUAAUGGCAUGGCUAAUUCUGAUUGUAAAAAUAAUCCGGUGUUACUUUUCUAUUAUCAUAAUACAUACCCAUGGAAAGAGGAGAGCAAAAUUGGGAUCAACAAGAAGAGGAGGUAG
Molecule: messenger RNA, 1412 nt
Organism: Olea europaea var. sylvestris
Lineage: Eukaryota; Viridiplantae; Streptophyta; Magnoliopsida; Lamiales; Oleaceae
Product: zinc finger with UFM1-specific peptidase domain protein
Exons: 7
Coding region: 99-1412 (437 amino acids)
Source: RefSeq, a predicted model, not a curated record